Molecule: messenger RNA, 1695 nt
Organism: Marasmius oreades (fairy-ring Marasmius)
Lineage: Eukaryota; Fungi; Basidiomycota; Agaricomycetes; Agaricales; Marasmiaceae
Exons: 20
Coding region: 1-1695 (564 amino acids)
Biological process (GO): secondary metabolic process
Molecular function (GO): CoA-ligase activity
Source: RefSeq, a predicted model, not a curated record
AUGGCGGACUUGUUAUACCCUGCCAAAAGCACUCCCGACGUGCUACCUCUCCCAGCCAUACCUCGUCACCUUACCCUAGCCCAUUUCAUCUUCGACCACUGUCACUCCCACACUACUACACAUGAAGAGCGCCCCUACCUUAUCGAAGAGAAGUCGGGAAGGAUGAUAGUAAUAGAGGAGCUUCGCUCGAGGACGCUGGCAUUGGCAUCUGCUCUGCGUUCCGAGUACGGAAUUGAAGAAGACGACGUUGUACUGAUAUCAAGUCCGAAUCAUGUCGAUUAUCCCGUCUUGGUGUGGGCGACACACCUUUUGGGGGCCGUUGUGACGCUCUCCAAUCCUAAUUUUACCGUGGAAGAAUUAUCCUUCCAUAUUCGCCUCACUAAACCGACCUUAAUCAUAGCCCACUCAUCUGCUCUCGAGACAGCUCAACUGUGUGCUGAGCGGUCGACUGGACUGGGACUUGAUCGCGUCAUCGCCCUUGAACGCACAUCGAAUGGAAUUCUUAGUGUCGCUGAUUUGAUCUUGACGCAGAAUAUGGUUACGACCGAGACGUCAUUUCAAGGUAUACAGCCCAGAGAGGGGCUUGGUGACAAGGUUGCAGCGCUUUGUCUGAGCAGUGGAACCACCGGCUUGCCCAAGGUCGUCAGGAUAACACAUCGUUCCUUCAUCGCCAAUAUCAUCCAGAUGGCUAUACAUACCCGAACAGGUAUAACCGUACCAGGCCUGCGAACAGGUGACGUUGCGUUAGGAGUCCUUCCUUUUUUUCAUGCCGCUGGCCUUGUCAUCAACCUCCAUUUCCUUCUCUACUCUGGAUUAUCUAUCGUUGUCGUUGAAAGAUACAACUUCCUCGAGAUGCUCAACCUGAUAUCCCGCUUUCGUAUCACCACACUCAUCCUUGUCCCUCCUCAAGCGGUCUCGUUAUGUAAACAUCCGGCAACAAAUACGCAAGCUUUGCGUACUGUAAGAUAUGUCAUAGUUGGGGCAGCUCCGGUUCCCAAAGAGCUGCAACAUUCGCUUCAUGGGGUAUUCCCAAGGGCGCAGAUAGGUCAGGCAUAUGGGUCAACAGAGGCUACGUGCACGGUAGCCAUGAUCUCGCCUCAAAGAGGGCCUCCAGGAAGUGCCGGAAAAAUUCUUCCUGGAGUGGAAACUAGAGUGUACAGGAGCGACGGUUCUCUAGCCAGACAGGGAGAAAGAGGUGAACUUUAUGUUAAGAGCCCCUCAGUGGCUCUGGGGUACCUCAAUAACGAUGUUGCAAAUCGAGAAACGUUCAGGGAGGGCGGCUGGGUCCGUACUGGCGACCAGGUCAGUAUUACCAGUGACGGAGACGUCUUCGUGCACGAUCGAACCAACGAUUUCAUCAAGGUGAAAGGGUUCCAAGUUGCCCCUGCCGAGCUGGAGGGAUGUCUCUUAGACCAUCCAGAUGUGGCAGAUGUCUGCGUCCUCGGAAUGCCUGAUCCAUAUUGUGGCGAAGUACCGCGAGCCUUUGUCGUUCUUUCACCGUCAACCGUCAGUAGAUCUCCGCAUCCUGACAGUGUCAGAAACUCGAUAAUAGAGUAUUUGGGAAAUAGAAAGUCGUCCUACAAGCAUCUUCGAGGAGGUGUAGAGUUUGUUUCGUCUAUACCCAAAACAUCGAGCGGCAAGAUCUUGCGCCGCGUGAUUCGAGAUGAAGUUGUUCGGAGAUCGGCCAAACUUUAA